AUGGAUCCAAAUAAUUUGCCAGCAGGAUGGACAUCUCAUUAUGAUCCAAAUAGCAAAAACUAUUAUUAUAUCAAUCAGGCGACAGGAGUUUCUCAAUGGCAACAUCCCGGACAACAGGAUUCAUAUCCUAUGCCAAGUCCUCAAACACCGCAACUCCAUAGACAGGAUUCAUAUCCUAUGCCGAGUUCUCAAACGCCACAGCAGCCGCAACAACCACAACAACCAACCUACAAUGCACCACCACCUCAAUAUAAUCAAUCACAACCGGUAAAUUAUGGACAAGCACCACAAACAUAUAGUUAUCCUGGGCAAUACCAACCACCCUCUAGCGGGCAAUAUCAAGCACCACCGAGUGGGCAAUACCAACCACCGCCGGGUGGGCAAUACCAACCACCGCCGAGUGGGCAAUACCAACCACCGCCGAGUGGGCAAUACCAACCACCACCGAGUGGGCAAUACCAACCACCACCGAGUGGGCAAUACCAACCGCCACCGAGUGGGCAAUACCAACCGCCACCUAGCGGACAAUAUCAGCCACCACCACCUGGACAAUAUCAACCACCGCUCACAGGACAAUACCAGUCACCGCCUACAAGUCAAGGCGACAAAGGCGACAAAAAGGGUCUGUUUGAUAAGGUUGAUGCUUCAAAGUUAGCAUUAGGAGUUGGAGGCAUGUGA
Messenger RNA from Dentiscutata heterogama, 678 nucleotides. The record is from the annotation of a GenBank genome assembly. NCBI's taxonomy places the organism in Eukaryota, Fungi, Glomeromycota, Glomeromycetes, Diversisporales, Gigasporaceae.